CUCAGUAUUAUUUUGAGCGUGGUGCGCUUAACAUAUUUAUUCGAUUCAAUUCGAUACGAUUCGAUUCGAUUUGGGGACUCUUACCAGUUCAACGACAUGCUGGCCUGCAUCAUUCUGGCCAGCUGGCUGACUUUGUUGUGGUUAUAUUUUCUGUGGAGUCGCAGACGCUACUAUUGGGCCGCCUGGCAGCUGCCUGGCCCCGUGGGCUGGCCCUUCAUUGGCAUGGGCCUGCAAAUGAUGAAUCCGCAGACCUUUUUGCAGUAUAUGGAUGGGCUUUCGCACAAGUACAAGGCGCCCUUCAUUUCCUGGAUGGGCACCAAUUGUUUCCUCUAUGUCAACGACCCACAAACCGUGGAGCAAAUCUUCAAUUCAACGCACUGCACCAACAAGGGAGAUUUUUAUCGCUUCAUGAGCGCAGCCAUUGGCGAUGGACUCUUCACAUCCAGCUCGCCACGCUGGCAAAAACAUCGUCGCCUCAUUAAUCCCGCCUUCGGUCGCCAGAUUCUGUGCAACUUUUUGCCCAUAUUCAAUGCCGAGGCGGAUGUGUUGCUGGAGAAGCUGGACCUGGAGGGCGUGCAGCGCGCUAAAAGCCUCGAAAUCUAUCAAAUACUCAAAAAAAUCGUGCUGGAGGCUGCCUGCCAGACAACUAUGGGCAAGAGAAUGAACUUUCAGCACGAUGGUUCGCUGGCCAUCUUCGAGGCAUAUAAUGGUAUAACGGAGGUGUGUGUCAAGCGGAUGCUCUCGCCUUGGCUUUACCCGGAGCUCAUCUAUCGAUGGUCGCGACUUUUUGACCGGCAACAGAAGGUCGUCGGCGUGCUGUUUGGUUUUGUGGAGCAGUUGCUGCAGCCAGCCGUUUCUGUUGUGGGCGUGGAUGGCUCCGAUGCGAACAAGCAUCUGGAGCAGCAACAGCAUCAGCAGCAACGACAGCAGGAACAACAACAACAGCGCAUCAAGUCAAAGUCGAUAUUUAUUGAACAGGUACGAGAGCAUGUGGAACGUGGACAGCAAAUGAGCUGGCAGGAUGUGCGAGAUGAGGCGAAUGUGAUUAUUGCGGCGACCUUCGAGACAACAUCGACGGCAUUGUACUUCACAAUUUUAUGCCUGGCAAUGCAUCCGGAAUAUCAGGAGAAGCUGCACGAAGAGCUCCGCGCCGAGUUGCCGGACCAUGGUGACAUUAGCUUGGAGCAGCUUGAGAGGCUAAGCUACACGGAGAUGGCCAUUAACGAGUCGAUGCGUUUGUUUGCGCCCGUGCCCAUGGUGCUGCGUCGAGCUGGACAGGAUUUACAGGUGCGCCGCGAUGAUGGUGUCUACCUCAUACCAAGCGGCACUCAAAUCGGCAUCGACAUCUAUAACAUGCAGCGCGAUGUGCGCGUCUGGGGUCCGCUGGCCAGAAGCUACAACCCGGAGGCACAUUUUGGCACGGAGGCGCCCGCGCGUCAUGCCUUCGCCUUUGUGCCCUUCACCAAGGGGCUGCGCAUGUGCAUCGGCUAUCGCUAUGCCCAGCUGCUGAUGAAGCUGCUGCUGGCCAAGAUCUUUCGCCGCUAUCGCAUCAGCACAGAUGCACGACUGGAGCAGCUGCUGGUCAAGGGCAAUAUCUCGCUGAAGCUGAAGGAAUAUCCGCUGUGCCGCGUGGCGCGCAGGUAAUCAGUGCUCGGUUCGACCUUUGCCCUCUCGAGUGCUUUCUAGUUUAUUGCAAUUUUCCAAUUAAAAAUGUAAUUUUUGUUUGCACUUUGCAACGUUCUUAAUUGAAUUUGUUCAAAACUUGUACAAUAAUUCACUUAUGCUGAGGGCCUCGUUAGCCGCUUCUCAUGCAAAUUGCCCCAGUUAACCACGCCUUCGUCUCCGCUUCCGCUUCCGCUUUCAACUGCUAACUGUUCAUGGCCAGUUAUGGCAUGCACCACGUUGCGUAUACGUAACGCAAUUGAUUUAAUUGCAUUGAACCCAGCAAAGUUAUUGUGUUGCUGCAAGUAAUCAGAAAAUUGCGUAAAUUUAUUUAUUUAUGUAUAUAUAUAUGUAUAUAAAGGUGCCCUUUUACCAUUUUG
Molecule: messenger RNA, 2042 nt
Organism: Drosophila virilis
Lineage: Eukaryota; Metazoa; Arthropoda; Insecta; Diptera; Drosophilidae
Gene: Cyp313b1
Product: Cytochrome P450 313b1
Molecular function (GO): oxidoreductase activity, acting on paired donors, with incorporation or reduction of molecular oxygen; iron ion binding; monooxygenase activity
Source: RefSeq, a predicted model, not a curated record